UUUGCGUGGACAGAGCUGGGGUGGACAGAGUCCAUACCCUAUCUUGACAGGCCUCCGUCCCCGCUGGAGUUUUAUCGAGAAUGGGUGAGUCCGAAUAAGCCCUGUAUAAUUCAGAAUGCCAUCAGCCACUGGCCGGCUCUGAGGAAAUGGACCUCAGCGUACCUCAGGGAGGUGGUAGGUCCCAAGGUGGUGAGUGUGGCAGUAACACCAAAUGGUUAUGCAGAUGCGGUGUUUCAGGACCGUUUUGUCAUGCCAGAGGAGCGCCAAAUGCCUUUCAUGGACUUUUUGGACAUUGUGGAGAAGAAAGUGACCUCUCCCAAUGUAUUUUAUGUGCAGAAGCAGUGCUCAAACCUCACCAAGGAGUUCCCUGAACUUGUCUGUGAUGUGCAGCCUGACAUACCAUGGAUGAGCGAGGCACUUGGGAGGAAGCCUGAUGCUGUGAAUUUCUGGCUUGGGGAAUCAGCUGCUGUGACAUCUCUACAUAAAGAUCAUUAUGAGAACUUGUACUGUGUGAUAUCUGGAGAGAAACAUUUUCUACUGCAUCCACCGAGUGACCGUCCCUUCAUCCCAUAUGAGCUCUAUCAGCCAGCAACCUACCAGGUGUCAGAAGAUGGCUCAUUUGAAAUUGUGGAUGAGAAGAGUGCAGAUAAGGUGCCCUGGAUCCCCCUGGACCCCUUGAACCCAAAUCUGGAACAAUAUCCAGAGUAUGCUAAGGCAAAACCUUUGCAGUGUACAGUGAAAGCUGGUGAGAUGUUAUACCUACCUUCUCUCUGGUUCCAUCAUGUUCAGCAAUCACAUGGCUGUAUAGCAGUGAAUUAUUGGUAUGACAUGGAAUAUGACCUUAAGUACAGCUAUUAUCAACUAUUAGAUUGUCUCACAAAAACCGUGAAGGUGUUAUAGCAGAGGUGGGAGACUCGAGCUUGUGAUUCUCUCUGAUGUGAUACAAUCAUCAGCACCUGUGACUGGAGUACAAACAUGACUGAAGUGAAAAGAACCGAACAUUAAAUUGUCCUCAGCAAUGUCUGUCAAACAGAUCAUGGCUAUUUUGCUUGAUUCCAGAGUCCAGAUCGAUUGGCCAGAUUUUUUGGCUUGUAAGUAGAAGGUUUGAUAAUAGCAUUUUUAGGUCUUUGCGUGUUGCCUCAGUGACAGUGAGCAAAAUAAAAUUUGAAGGGAGGCAA
Molecule: messenger RNA, 1178 nt
Organism: Haliaeetus leucocephalus (bald eagle)
Lineage: Eukaryota; Metazoa; Chordata; Aves; Accipitriformes; Accipitridae
Gene: JMJD7
Product: jumonji domain containing 7
Exons: 7
Molecular function (GO): 2-oxoglutarate-dependent dioxygenase activity
Source: RefSeq, a predicted model, not a curated record